Messenger RNA from Liolophura sinensis, 3172 nucleotides. RefSeq names its product serine/arginine-rich splicing factor 1B-like. The record is from RefSeq and is a predicted model, not a curated record. Gene Ontology annotation, molecular function: mRNA binding. Lineage: Eukaryota; Metazoa; Mollusca; Polyplacophora; Chitonida; Chitonidae. The coding region runs from base 89 to 760 and encodes 223 amino acids. Gene Ontology annotation, cellular component: nucleus; cytoplasm. The transcript has 4 exons.
UGACUAGUAGAAGCCAUUUUGUUGUCUGUAGUUGUUGAGGUGUAGUACAGGAAUCUUUGUUGUGACAGAAUUCCCGAUCAGCUUUAAAAUGGCAUACCGUGGAGACAACCGAAUAUAUGUUGGAAACUUACCCCCAGAUAUCAGGACAAGAGAUAUUGAGGACCUCUUCUACAAAUACGGAAGGAUCUCUUUCAUAGAUCUGAAAAACAGACGAGGGCCGCCAUUUGCUUUUGUCGAGUUCGAAGAUCCUAGGGAUGCUACAGAUGCAGUGCGAGAAAGGGAUGGUUAUGACUAUGAUGGCUACACACUGCGAGUGGAGUUCCCACGAGGUACAGGACCUGGUAGCCGGGGGAGAGGUCGAGGAGGUGGCAGUGGAAUGGGCGGUGGGCGGGGAGGACCACCGUCAAGACGUUCGGAGUACAGAGUUCUUGUGUCAGGUUUGCCACCAACUGGCAGCUGGCAGGAUUUGAAAGACCACAUGAGAGAAGCUGGAGAUGUGUGCUAUGCUGAUGUGUACAAAGAUGGAACUGGGGUUGUGGAAUUCCUGAGGAAAGAAGAUAUGAAAUAUGCAGUCCGCAAAUUGGAUGAUUCCAAGUUUCGCUCCCACGAGGGUGAAGUAGCUUACAUUCGAGUGAAAGAUGACUUCCGGUCCAGAGGAACACGCUCACGAAGCGGCUCUCCACAGCGACGAACGAGGGGUUCACCGAGAUACUCGCCCAUGAGAUCUCGAUCAAGAUCAUUUUCACGUUCUUCAUACUGAUUUCAUGAUAAAUACUAAUCAAAGAGAGUUUUUAGCGUUCAAUUGAUUGCAUACUAAUGCGACCACCCUAUCAUGUUUUUAGCUUCUCAUGAUAUGUGGGAAUUUUUCCUGGGGUUUUUAAUCACUGAUUGUGGGCAUGUCUUUACCUGUGGCACUAUAACUGACCUUCUUGUCAUUUCCCUAGGUCCUGUCUCACAAUGGUAAAUGGUUCAGGAUGUACAAGGGAUAGAAGCAGCAUUCCCGGAUUUGGGGAAACAUUUAUUCUUUUGCACUACAAGCUUGGUGUUGAUGAACAGGGGAUGUUCAGUUUUUGGAUCCUUGCGUAAGGAAAAUGUGUUCUGACAGUUAGUGCUCAGUCUGAAAAUAUACAGGUUUUAAUUCUAAACAAUUGCACAUAAAAUUAGUUCUGAUAAUUGGAUAACAUAAAGUUUAAAAACUAAAAGCCAAGAAGGUACCACCAGUUCAAACCAUUAGCCCCCAAUCAUUUUGAACUUGACAAAUUAUUUGUUGAAAUUAUCACUCUUAACCCCUACUCUAUUUUUUCAUUUUUCUUUGAAUUCUGUUAGCCUCCAUGGUGUAACACUGGAGGGUGACAUCCACCAAAGUGGACAUUGGAUCUAAGCUCUCGAUAAAGUCUUGGAAAUGGAUUCACCUGUCAUGGGAUUUCAUUAUAUCACUCUACAUUUGUAACAAAAACCUGGAGUUUGCCAAAAGCACAAAUGGAAAUCUAGCAACCUGGAAUAAUCUUGCUCUCAAAUAUAAUUCUGGAAAAGUUAGAUUGUAAGAGCUGCUCCAGAUCAUGGAUCUUGUGGAUUUAUUCUUUGGAGGAAGCUACAAUACCUUUCAUAAGGAAGUGAGGAAUACGCGUUUGAGGAGUUCUCUAAAAGCCUUGGUUUGAAAAGGAAUCCACGGAUUAAUAUGGUUGCAUUUUUUAUCAUUUCUCACACAUUAAUCGCAGGAUCACUAGAAUCAUGUACAAUAAAGUAUUGGUGGGUAAAUCCUUUCCAGGAUUAUUGCAGCUAUACCUUAAAAGUGUUUGAAGGACUUUCUCAUCGUAGGAUCAUAGGACACGUAGAGAGGAAACUGAAUGGAGAAAAUCUAACGGGACGGAGUGCUUUCUGUCGGGUCAUCCAGUCGAACACUCGCGUGGGAAACAACCUGAUAAUAAUAGCCCUCCAAAGAGUAAUCCAGUACCGAUUCCACGCCAAGCUGUGCAUCUGGUCCCAAGGCUCUGAAUGAUAAUUGCGCUGAAAGAUUGCCAGAGUCAGGCGCAGAGCAGGAUGGAAUUGGAGCAGCAAAAUGGAGUAGGAUAUUAAGUGUGAAAUGGAAUCCGAUCUGCAUCACUGUUUGUCGAUUAGAGGAUCUUAUAUUGGUUUGGACACGUAACAAGGUUCCACUGGAGCCCAACAUUUGUACCCUGGAGGACUUCUUCCUGGGGAGCCUAGCAAUCAAUUCAGUAGGAUCAUAUCUGGGCUAGGAACAAAAUUGUAUUGGUUGGGUAUUUAUGGUUGAAUGGAUAUCAGAAGGAUCCAGUCGUACAGUCUCUGGAAGGAUCGUAUCUUUAGGAUAAGGAUCCGAACAUCCAGUGGCACCAUUUUAGGGAUCUGGAAUGGAUUGUUAGUGCUGGGAUAUUGGAUCUAGGAAGCUAGGAACACACCUGGGAAGGAUUGCUAUGCUAGGAUGGAAGGAUCAUUUCUUGAGGAUCCAACAUAGGUUUAAGUUGCAUCGUUAUGGAUCUGGAAAAGAUGGUUAGUGCUGGGAUAUUGCAUCUAGGAAUCCAGGAACACACCUGGGAAGGAUUGCUAUGCUAGGAUGGAAGGAUCAUUUCUUAAGGAUAAGGAUCCGACAUAGGGUUAAGUUGCAUCGUUAUGGAUCUGGAGAGGAUGGUUAGUGCUGGGAUAAUGGAUCUAGGAUGGAUUAGGAUGCUAGGACCUGCACAUGGUGGGAUAAGAACACCUGGGAAGGAUUGCAAUGCUAGGAUAACAGGGAUCCAUGUUUGGAUAUGCUUAGUAUGCGUUCGGAUAAGGCUGUGCUCAACAUUCUGUUGGAUGAGGGUACAUAGGGGAACAUAGGAUGGAUUAAAAGGCUAGGAUCUGCACUGUAGGAUUACCCUCUGUGAAGAAUUAGACACGGGGUUCCAGUUUGCUUGGAUAACAGGUUAAGUAUUGCCCAUUUUUAUCCAAUCCAAUGCCCAGUUUUCGGUUAUGCGUACGGUAAAUAUGUUCAUGUAUUUCUGCGUUUGUAUUUUUUUUUCUUCUAAGUAUUCUACCCUCAAUGUGCUUUUCACUUGACAAUCUCAACCAUCGGUAAAUUCUUACUACCAUGAAUGAGUCCAAACAGAUUUGUCCGUCAAACCAUUUUGUCAUUUCCAAUAAAGGAUUUAUUCCAAAACCAAGUUUUCUUGUAUUCUUU